Molecule: messenger RNA, 417 nt
Organism: Acaulospora colombiana
Lineage: Eukaryota; Fungi; Glomeromycota; Glomeromycetes; Diversisporales; Acaulosporaceae
Source: the annotation of a GenBank genome assembly
AUGUCGGUUUCAGAGGCAUCACAAGAUUCUCAGAGCGUUCAAAGUAACAGCGAAGUUAAUGAUUCUUUGAAUAGCUUGAUUGGAUCCGAUAACUUUGGAGAAUACUCUUCGCACACCCAAAACCCACAUUCCACUGAAAUUUCACCAAAUGCAGCAAUGGCAUUUUCCAUACUCUGCGACUUACUGGACGAAUGUACGCUAGACGUGAUAUUCGAAGUUCACAGAGAAACCAAACUGGCAACAUCAAUAUGUCAAAUAUGCAAUACCGAUGAUACCGAAGAAGACGUCCAGAGGAUCCGAAAGCCCUGCACCAUCUUCUACAUCCAACAGUCCACAUCGUGGCCAAUCACCAAUGAGGAGUUCGCAAUCGAGCGUUCCGAACCUGAUCGACGAUUCAAAGAACGAAUGCCAUUUUGA